AUGGAACUGAUGCAUAUAUCAGUAGACCUGGGGCUUCAAGAUCUGCUAGGAAGAAUCAUGAUGUUUGAGACAGAGGAUGAUCAGUUUGGUCUUCUUGAAUUUUUAUCUCCUUUGUUAGCAAUUGAAGUUGUGGAGUUCAACAGCAAGACAAGAUUCAUUAAGGAUCAGCUCAUUGGCAGAUCAAAGAAAUUGCAAACCCACCGUUUGCAAGAUUGCCAUUUUGAAGACUUCAAAAUCAAGAAAAACAGCUUUGGGCUAGACGUUAUUGUGGUGGAUUGCUGUUGUUUGUAUUUCUGCAUCCAGGUAGAUAACUUUGGUCAAAGCAUUGUUCAUGUGUGUUGCAUUCCUGUGCAUGACGAGCGUAGGGAUGACGACUUUGACUAA
Molecule: messenger RNA, 384 nt
Organism: Oldenlandia corymbosa var. corymbosa
Lineage: Eukaryota; Viridiplantae; Streptophyta; Magnoliopsida; Gentianales; Rubiaceae
Source: the annotation of a GenBank genome assembly